Molecule: messenger RNA, 933 nt
Organism: Ogataea angusta
Lineage: Eukaryota; Fungi; Ascomycota; Pichiomycetes; Pichiales; Pichiaceae
Exons: 1
Coding region: 1-933 (310 amino acids)
Source: RefSeq, a predicted model, not a curated record
AUGAGUCCGGAAACUAUCACCAUUCACAAACCUGUAGAAGGGUUUGUACACGAGUACGCUCCAAGAAUGACCGCUUUUGAGUUCAAGAAUAAGGAGGCCCAGUCUCAGAAGGUUCUCCUUUUUAUUGGUGGCUUGACUGAUGGCCUGCUGACUGUGCCUUACCUUCCAGACUUAUCCGCUGGCUUAGACAAAAUUGGAUGGACACUUGUUCAAAUUCUCUUCACGUCCUCAUACAUGGGCUGGGGAACUGGAUCCCUAGAGCGGGACGCCUACGAAAUCGGUCUUCUUGUUGAGUAUCUCCGGUCCGAAAGAGGGGGUUCCAGAGACAGGGUCGUUCUCAUGGGUCAUUCGACAGGCUGUCAGGAUACAAUUCAGUAUCUUGCCAAAUAUGCCCCCAAGGAGCCAACAAAACAAGUGGAUGGUGGAAUUUUGCAGGCUGCCGUCUCAGAUAGAGAAGCAAUUUUCCACGAGCUGCAGGAACAAGGAAAGGGCUGGGAAGAUUUAGAGGAGCUGAAUGCUCUUGCUCGCAGCUAUGUAAGCGAGGGUCGGGCAUAUGAGGUUCUUCCAACAAAGUACUCAGAUCUUUUUUUGGGAGCUCCCAUCAAUGCGUAUAGAUGGCUUUCUCUCGCGACAAAAUUGGGUGACGACGAUUUCUUCUCUUCUGAUCUCACUUUGAAGGAUAACAAGCAAACGUUUGGAAUGGUUACACGCCCAAUCAUGGUACUGAACUCCGAGAACGACCAGUUCUACCCAGACUAUGUCGAUAAGCAGGCUUUGAUGACUCAAUGGAAGUCUGCGACUCCUGAAGAAUUCUGGUCCCCACAUUCCGGGCUUAUUCCUGGUGCGCUCCACAACAUAGGUCCUGGGUCUGCUCCAGACGCUGUGUCAUGGACUGUCGAUAGAGUUUGUAAAUUCUGUAUGGAUCUCGAAUAG